Molecule: messenger RNA, 2592 nt
Organism: Folsomia candida
Lineage: Eukaryota; Metazoa; Arthropoda; Collembola; Entomobryomorpha; Isotomidae
Product: ammonium transporter Rh type A-like
Exons: 8
Coding region: 537-2558 (673 amino acids)
Biological process (GO): ammonium homeostasis; ammonium transmembrane transport
Cellular component (GO): plasma membrane
Molecular function (GO): ammonium channel activity
Source: RefSeq, a predicted model, not a curated record
AAAUAUCAUACGUGUUACACACACAACUUUAUUGGCUACCACAACUCAUGAAUAGUUCAAGCUGUUCAAGUCCAUUUGGCUCCAGAAAGUGGGACCAUUUUCGGAACCAGAUAUAUGUAUAUGCGUCUGCGGCAUGUAUCUAGGUGAAUGAGGCUACCUAUAUAUUUACCCAGCCUACCAAUUUUUGGCAAAAGACGAGGAGCGCACUUCAAUUUGACACUACUAUCGAUCAGGCUUUCGCCCGACAGCAGCCCUUUCACUGUCAAAUAGUGCUGAUGGACAUUGGACAAUUGGACUCCAGGGAAUGGUACAUAAUGGAGUGGCUAGCUUUGCACGCAAGGAAUGGACGCUUAAAUACUUAAACACCACAAUGACCACCCAUUUAAAGCAUAUACCAAUAUAUACAUGUCAAGAGAGAGGUAGAGAUGACCCAUAUUUUACUUUGACGACACACAUUCAGUCAAGUUUGAACCUCCGAUGAGAGCAAAUAUAUCUCAUACAAUAUCGGAAAUUGUGCGUACAAGCCCGUGCGAAUAAUGACGAUGAGUGACUCCAAUAAAUCCUCAGGAUCUGACGACGAGGACGACGCAGCAGCAUCAAACCCUCAUGUCGAACCUUCCAUUAGUGGCGAUUCACCAAAAAUCCAUCGUGCCACCCUCAACUUGACGACAGCAGAGGCUCAAAAGUUCAUCUCGGAGCAGUUGCAACGCCACGUGGAGGUGACCAUCACGACUGCACUGGAGAAAGCCCUGAGUCAAAUGGAGAGCAGGAGGACACUGCAGAGGGAGGAGGUGUCUGCUGGUGGGGUGACAUCGGACAAGCAUGGUGACACGAUACAGAACGCUCGGUGUAGCCGAAGCCACUCCACUCCAGCCCCCGUGAAAAGACCACAAAUCAGUUCUACAGGAACGGUGGAGAGCAGCAGUGGGGGCAGCGAUGAUGAGGGUACUGAUGACCAGGAAGGAGGAGGAAAGUCAUCCUGCCCAAGUGCCAAAGAACCCAUCGCCCUCGUUCUUCUCUCGGCUCAAAUCAGCCUCAUCGUCAUGUUUGGAUUCUUGGUGAAAUAUGACGAAGGAGAGGAACACCAUUAUGGGAAUAAUGAGACGACGACGACGACGACGACGGAGACUACAACAGGUCCCCCCUCCACUUUCAAGCAGAACAGUACACGGAUGCCGAACAUGGUGUCUCAGUACUACCAGCAGUACCAGGACAUUCAGGUGAUGGUUUUUCUGGGCAUCGGAGUUCUCAUGGCGUUCAUCAGGAAAUAUGGAUACUCGGCAAUCGGGUUCACUAUGCUUGCUGGAGCCUUAGCUGUGCAGUGGUCUAUUUUGGUGCGAGGCCUCAUCUUUAACGGUCCAAACCCCAUUCCGCUCAACAUUGUCAGCCUUAUUUACGGGGAUUUUGCGGCCGCAGUGGUGCUGAUAUCGUACGGAGUGGUCAUUGGAGUGGCCUCUCCUCUUCAAUUGGUCUUCAUGACGUUUGCUGAAAUUCUCUUCUACAUCGUCAACAAGUACAUUGGCGCCAUGAUUUUCCAAGCUGUGGACACCGGCGGCUCCAUAUUCGUCCACGUGUUUGCUGCCUAUUUUGGUCUCGGGGUCAGCAGAGGCAUGCGGUCAGUCGCAGACAUCAACACUACCCACUUGGAGCCCUCCUACAACUCAAACAUCUUUUGUCUCGUUGCCGUCGUGUUUUUGUGGCUGUUCUGGCCGAGCUUCAACAGCGCCCUGUCAACCGGGAUGGACCAAGACCGAGUGGUCAUCAACACGAUGCUCUCACUUUUUGGCUCCUGCGUCACGGCCUUUGCCACUUCAGCCCUGUUCAACGGGAACAAGUUUGUCCUGGCACACGUCCAGAACGCCUCCUUGGCCGGAGGAGUGGCCGUGGGGGCCGUGGUGGACCUCAUGAUUCUUCCCUGUGGCGCCCUCACCAUUGGAGUAUUGGGAGGAUUUCUUUGUGUUUUUGGCUGCCAGUUCAUCUCGCCUCUGCUGAGUCGGAAAUUAGGUUUGCAUGAUUCAUGCGGCGUUCACAAUUUGCACGGCCUCCCCGGAGUUCUGGCUGCCUUGGCGAGCGUGCUACUUGCCGCACUUGCCUCCGAGUGUGACUACGGUCCAAACUUGUACCUCCGCUACCCUGCCCGUGCACCUCUAGCCAUGUCCCCCAGGCUGGCCGAACUGCAGGCGCUUUCUCCCAACAUUGCUGCCGGGGUGAAUCGGACGGGGAUGGGUCAAGCCAUGGUCCAGCUGACCGUGCUGGGCAUAACAUUGGGCGUUUCCAUCGUGGCUGGAGCAUUUACAGGCCUGCUCAUGCGACUCCCCAUUUUCCGAAAAAUGCCCAGGAGUCAAUGCUUCCUGGAUGGCGUCUACUUUGAGAUGGAGCCCGAGGAGGUCACCCUUGUGAAACGGGAAAAGAAGACAAUCGAUCAGAAGUUGUCGAAUAAGGUCAUCCCCAAGAAUUCCAUCAAUCCGGUUCCUGCAUUCGUCAACGGGCGUGACGGAACGACGACCAACGCAUCACCUCCUCCAGAUCGGCGAAAAUUUAAAAAAUAUGAACUCUGAAUAAUUAUUAUUAGGCUUUUACAACCGGUUAAGU